Molecule: messenger RNA, 4461 nt
Organism: Megalops cyprinoides (Indo-Pacific tarpon)
Lineage: Eukaryota; Metazoa; Chordata; Actinopteri; Elopiformes; Megalopidae
Gene: ncapd3
Product: non-SMC condensin II complex, subunit D3
Exons: 35
Coding region: 15-4346 (1443 amino acids)
Biological process (GO): mitotic chromosome condensation; meiotic chromosome condensation
Cellular component (GO): condensin complex; condensed chromosome, centromeric region
Molecular function (GO): histone binding
Source: RefSeq, a predicted model, not a curated record
GUGGAUUUUAAAAAAUGGAGUUGGUGAACGCGCUGGAAUUACUUCAGAUAAAAACUGUGAAUAAAGUGUGGGUAGAUACAAUCUGGGAUUUUGAAUUCACUGACGCGGAACCACUCGACGCUGGAAUUCAAGACGUGAUCACUGAAAAUGGAGCGGAGGCGUUCAGAGCGGUGUACAAAUGUCUUUUGCCUUUUGCUACCGACAGCGAAGCAGGCUUGGAAAGUGUCUGGGCCGUAUUUGGAGAGAAUGGGAUCUCUGUGGACGCCAUCGUCGCCGUGCUCUCCCACUUCUUUCUUAAAGUGAAUGCCAGAACAGCUACGCUCUCUCAGAGACUGAUUGCACUGCACGCAGGCUCCAUCUACCUCCUGCUGCUGGCGAUCCCAGGCAACAUAGCCAACAAAGUGUUUCAUCCGGUCCUAUUUGACACAUGUCUGGAUUUGAUGAAGAAGUGCUGGCCCCAGGAGAUGGCCAAGAAGCGCAAGAAGGAUAGCAUCAGGAGCUCCCAGUCUGACCCUAAGGGCAGGAAACGAUCCAAACCCACCAGGGAGGAUGCUGAGGAGAUGGAGAUUGAUGAUCCUGAGGAAGAGGACCUGGAAGAGGAGCAGUUUUUCUCCCCACAGGAUAUCCUGCAGAUCCGAGAAGCUACCGUCGCCCUGGUCAAAACCCUGCUGAGGCUACUGACCAAACUACCUCUGAGGGACAAGCCCCAGAGUGUUCAGAACUGCGCUCAGAUUUUCGCUGAGCUCACCAGCUUUGAGCCAAUGAUUGGGGAGUUGACAUUUACAGAUGGAGAGGAUGUCGAUCGCAUGAAAACUCUGCCAGAAUUGGCCUAUCGGGGGCUGAAACUGCUUUGUUCUCCAAAACAUGGGAAUGAAAAUGAGGCCAUGCGGCAGGUGUUCCACCGGCUCCUGUACAUCAUCCUCAUGAUGAGCGAUGGGGAUUGUGCCAGGCCUUCGCUCCUCGUCCCCUCGCAGGCUGUCCUGUCCUCCAGGGAGCAGGCCAUAAGAUUCGUGAGUCACAUAGUUGAUGAGCUGAAGGAGUCCACCUUGCCCAUUCUUCGAAUCCUUAUUCAGCACAUUUGUGUCCAGAUGGUUGAUAGAGUGGAGUAUCGAACCAGUGGAGCACAAGCUGUAGUGAAGCUAUUGGCUAAAAUGCCAUGUGCUGACUACGCUUCCUUCAUGAAGUGGCUGUAUGGCUAUUCCAGAAACCCCAAGGUGGUGUACCGGGUGUUUGCCCUGGAUGUGGCCAUGGCUCUGUUGGAGCAGCCCGAGCGAGAGCCCGACCCCUCCUUGUCUCCAGAAUUAGCUGCCUUCCUGCAGCACAAGUUUUUGGUCCAGGAAAUGGUAUUUGGCAGGCGCUCAGACCGGGCCGCUACCGUCCGCGGCCACGCCCUCACCUGCCUUGCCCAGUGCCUCGAGCUGCCGUCCACCAUUGCCAGAGAGAGCAUCCAAGAGCUCUUUUCUCCCAGUGCUACACAGACAGUGCUGGAGGCAGGGGAUUCUGAAGAAACAAACAUACAGAAGACUGCUUUAAACUUCAAGACCAUUGAAAUUUCCAGUAAAGGAGACGUCAGCACUACUGAUAUGAAGGAGAUGAUGGCCUUGCUCAAACGGCGUGUCGGUGACCACAAGACCAAUGUGAGGAAGGCUGCCCUGCAGGCGCUGAUGAGCCUCCUGAAGCACGGAGUGAUCCCCUGUAGCGAGGAAAACCUGUCCAUCCUGUCGGACCGCUGCCGAGACCCCGCCGUGUCCGUCAAGAAGAAGGCCCUGCAGUGUCUCAUGGACCUGCUUACUGCCCAGCCCAAAAGCAGCCUGGUGCAGAAGGCCUGGCUGACGGGCGUGGUGCCUGCUGUUUCAGACAACGAGACCUCCGUCCUGGAGAAGGCUCUGGAGUGCCUGGAUCACACCAUCCUUGCCCAGAUCAAGAACUACAGAGGCUAUAAGGCUGAGGACAUCCCACAGAAACUGGCCUGGGACCUGCUGGGACUGCUGUGUGGGGAGAACCAAGGCCUGAGCCGUUACUUCAGCAAGGCGUUUACUGCGUGGUCCAAACGGAACAAGUUUACCUCUUCCUUUAUCAACAACGUGAUCUCCCACGUUGAGGCAGAGCACGCCCCAGCAGCCUGGCUGGUGCUGUCCAAGGUGGCCAGUUCUUCCCCCAGGCUGGACUACAGCAAGAUCCUGGAUGCCUGGGACGACAUGGUCAGGAACCUCGAUGUCACUGUGGUAACAUUCCGCCACAUCCUGUCUGUGAUUGGGGACAUUGCCCCGCAUCUCAACGAAGACACCAAAAGCAGGAUAGUUGAUGACAUCAUGAAGUGGCUGAAGAGUUUUGCGAUGCCUCUGGAGGUGAUUAGCGCCAGUGUGGAAGUCCUGUACCAGCUGGGCCGGACCGAGAAAGUGGAGGACACUCAGAAUUUCCUGAACCAGCACUGUGGUGAGUUGGUUUCCAUUUGUGAGUCCUACCUGUCCAGCAUCAUCCUGAACGAAGAUGGAGUGCAGAACUUCAAUGAAGACCUGGUGGUGAAACAUCUGUUUACCCUGGGAUGUGCCGCGCUGCAGUGCCCUGCCAGAGUGGGCAAAAGGAUCUUCCUCCUGGUCCAGUCCAUUCUGGCCUCAAACGUGGAGCUGCAGGCUGCCGACGGGUCAGACGAGCUCCCUCCCACCCAGCCCCUGUCCCAGUUCAAGCCGUCCUCCAUGCCAACAGUGGUCAGAGCCCACGCCUUCAUCACUCUGGGAAAGCUGUGCCUGCAGCACGAGGAGCUGGCCGCCCGCUGCCUCCCCGCCCUCGCCCGCGAGCUGGAGGUCAGCCAGGAGGUGGCCGUGCGCAACAACGUGAUGGUGGUCAUGUGCGACCUGUGUGUGCGCUACACCAACAUGGUGGACCGCUACAUCCCCAACAUCUCCGCCUGCCUGAAGGACUGCGAGCCCCUGAUCCGCGAGCAGACCCUCAUCAUGCUCGCCAACCUGCUGCAGGAGGAGUAUGUGAAAUGGAAAGAGUCCUUAUUCUUCCGCUUUGUUAGCAUGCUUGUGGACCCAGAGCCCAAAAUUGCUAGGCUUUGUGAGUUCUGCCUGGUGCAUCUGCUCCUCAAAAGGAACCCGAUAAUGUUCUCCCAGCACUUCAUCGAGUGCAUUUUCCACUUCAACUGCUAUGAGAAGCACGAGAAGUAUAACAAGUUUCCACAAACACCUAGUGAGAAGACCAGGUUCUCCUUAAGAGGCUCCACACACAAGGAGAAGCGGAUGAAGAUCUACAAGUUCCUGCUGGAGCACUUCACCGACGAACAGCGCUUUAACAUCAUCAGCAAAAUUAGCCAGAACAUUCUGGCAAGCUUUGUGGACGGUGUGCUGCCCCUGGACGCAGAGGGCUAUGAGCUGCUGUCCGACACCUUCGAGGUUCUGAGCCUGAAGGAGAUCAAGCUGUCCGUCAUGCGCUGCUCGGCCGACCGCGACGAGCAGGAGGAGGAUGACGCGAUGGCCAUGGCGAACGCCGUCAUGCAGGUGGCUCAGAAGAAGCUCAUCUCGCAGGUCCAGAAGAAGAAUUUCAUUGAAAACGUGAUUCCAAUCAUCAUUUCCCUGAAAGUUAUGCUGGAGGAGAAGCGUUCCCCGGUGCUGAGGGAGCUGAUGGGCUAUUUGCAGGUGAUGAUGCAGGACUACCCCAACGAGGUGAAGGACUUUUUCGGGGCAGACGAACAGCUGGCCACAGAGCUGGAGUACGACCUGAAGAAGUUUGAGAAGGAGCAGGAGCUGGAGCAACAGAUGGCCAACUGCAGCGUGGCGGACGCCGCCCCCGUGAAAGCCCAAAGGGUCAGCGCCACCCCAGGAGCCACCCCGGGGUCUUCACGAGCAUCCCCAGCUCCAGCAGCAAUCCAGGGUGUCCAGUCCGCCAUGGCCACGCCCCAGCCCCCUGGCUCCGCCUGUCGUUUCCUCACCCCCAGGCCUGCGAGCUCUGCUAGGCGCCAGAAACCGACCACUGUGGAGGUGCUGACCAAUGCCCAGAAGGUGGUGGAGAGAAGCAGGCUGCUCAAGACCCGUGUGCCAUCCACCACCAACAAAAACGCAACGCCCCUCAGCCGCGCCUCAGGCAUUCCUGAGGAGGCCUGUUCCACUGGUCGCAGCUCAUCCAUUGGCAAUAGAGCGAUCAGCACCCCACAGUGGAACAUGAGUGAACUGACAUUCGGAGAGGCAGUCAGCGGCAUUCUCAGCACCUCCGAAACAGAGUCAAAGAAUGCUAGGAAGGAUGAUGACAAUAUCCUCUACUUUAUGUCCCCUGAUAAGCCAACUCCACCGCCCAGGCAGUGGAAUGUGGAAUCCCCUCUCUUGCGAAGAGGAGCAAGAAGAUCGUAGCUUGGAAACAAACUUCUCACUCCAUAGCCGUGUCCUCUCCCAGCAAUCUGUCUAUCCUCUGUUUGUAAACCACAUUUAAUUAUUUCCUCUGUACUCUAUAUCGACUCCUGAUUAA